This is a messenger RNA of Anas platyrhynchos (mallard), 10863 nucleotides long. The record is from RefSeq and is a predicted model, not a curated record. Lineage: Eukaryota; Metazoa; Chordata; Aves; Anseriformes; Anatidae.
CAAAACAAAACAAAACAAAACAAAUAAAGGUUAUGUGGAAAUGCAGAGGAAAGAAAUUACUCUCUACUUCCCACAAAUGAGCAAUGCUUGACCACAUCCUUGGAACAGGGCCUCAAUGCAUGUAGCUGGUGCUCGGGAGGAGGACUGACGUUUUUGCAAUGAGAGCCCACCCUUCCGCUCUUCUUCCUUUUUCCACCUUUUAUUGCUGAGUGUGACACCAUAUGAUAGGGAAUAUUGCUUUCUUUGGUUUAGGUCAGCUGGCCUGGUGAUGUUUCUUUUCUCACUUUUUUGCCCACCCCCUAGAAGGGUUAGAGAGAGUCCUGAUGCUGUGCCAGCACUGCUCAGCAGCAGACACAACACUGGUGUGAUAACACUGCUGUUCCAGCUACAAGUGCAGAGCACAACACUGGAUGGGCUGCUGCAGGGAAAGCUAACAUCCCAGCCAGACCCAGUACACAGAGUCCACACAUUUGUACAUGGUGGCAUCAGUAGCUGUACCAUAUCAGUUCGUACUGCCAUUGAAUACAAGUUGAGCAUAGACAUUUGGGAGUGGCAAAUGGGAGCUGCAGCAAGGGAGGGUGAGGUGGAGGAAAGGAAUCCAUGACGAGCUGGAAAGCUGAUUUAUUGCAAAGGGAGAUGAGGUGAAAGGAAGUUCAUUAAAAAUGAUUAUGAGGACAUGGAUGGGAAAUGAGCUUUUAUAGUACUUACGCAGGCUGUGUAGGUGGCAUGGGGCAAGCAGUUGUGACGAUGUAGGGGUGUGUAGGGAAGUUUCCAGAGAGAGGAGGUGUCAUUAAUAGGCAGGAUGUAUUCAGUGGGCCCUGAGGUAAAAAACACAGAUAUGAUGGGAAAAGAUUAGCCUUUUGGCUUAUGUCCUGCUCUCUGCCCUGAGAGAGUGUAAGUCAAAAAGUUAAGCUUGUUCUGAGUUUAUGGCACACAUGCACGACUGGCCAGGAGUCUCAAGGGGAACUGUAAGGAUGUGGAAGAAAUUAUGCAAUGGAAGGAGUAAGGGACCUGACAGAAUAUUUGGGAAGGGAGGAUGAAAACAGGUGAGAGGGUUAUGGUAUAAAAAGGAGACAGGAUGAAGAAGAAAGUGAGGGAAGCAAGAUCCAAGGGGAACAAGAAUAAGGUAUAGAUGGUUCAGGCAUCUUGAGUGUGUUGAGUGCCCUGCUUCCUUGCCCUGAAGUAACUCAACCUAAGGUAUGUCAAAGGAUUAUGUUGUGUUCUCCAUUGUUCAUCUAGAUGGGGAUUAAUAAUCCCAACAAAGGUAUCCCUGUCCUCGUGUGGGUCAUCCACAGCUCCUCAGCAGUGUCCCUUCCCCUGGCCUGAAUUGCCCACAGGCUGCAGUCCCCUCACAGGUGUUCAUCCUCCAGCACCAAGCAGUGCUAGACAUCUUCUGCCCUGUGCCACCUGUUGUGUCUGUCCCACCAGCCCAUGCCCUUUUCCUCCCUGGCACCCUGAGGAACUCUUGGGGCAGGUGAGGAGAAAGAAAUCAGCUGUGGAGUCUGAGCAGUGAGGCACAGGCCCCACGCCACCUGGCUAUGUAAAUAGUAUGUGUGCACAGGGCAGGAGGACCAGCCUGAUCCUUUCAGGGUUGUUGUGAGUCCCAGAAAAGGUGGGUAUGGGGUGGGGAAAAGGGGACACGGGCUAAAGUGUCAUGAACGAAGAGUGAUGUGGCCUCACCACACGCACAUUGUGUAGAGAGACUCACAGAGCACAAAAAGAGCUGUCACCUCCACACACCCUGUCCCAGGGGUGCAGGGGCUCCUCUCUAGCAAAGACAACAGGCCCUGAUCUUUCAGGUGCCAUUUUCAGUCUUUCUUUGCAACGUGACGUUAUCUGAGGGAAGGACCUGAGAGGGGAUGGUGGGCUGGGGUGUGGUGGGCUAGCUGGAACCAGCUGCCAUAUGCCCAACCUUAUCUGUUUCACUUCCCUUUUAUGAGAGGACCAGGGGAGAAAAUGACAUGAAAAAUCUUAUGGAUCAAGACAAAGACAGGGUGAUUGGUUACUGUUAGUGUCAUGGGCAAAAACAGACUUGACUUGGGGAAGAUGAGUUUAAUUCAUUGCCAAGUAGGUAGCUGAGAAACAAAACUAAAACAAUAAAAGCACUCCUCCCCCCUCCAUCCUUCCUCCCAGGCAGAAGAAAUUUGCUCCCUCAUCCUCCUCCCUGGGCGAUGCAGGGGAAUGGGGAGCAGCAGUUGUGUUUGGUCUGUAAUGGUUCCUCUUUGCAGCCCCUUCCUCCUCAUGCUCUUCCCUGCUCCUGUAUGGGUCCUCUCUGUGCACUGCAGUCUCUCACAUAAGAGCUUGCUAGGAGCACCUGCUCCACUCCUCCUUUGAUGACCCUUGUGCCUUGGUGGCUGUUCUCGCUUUUUUAGAUUUUAAUUUCCUCACUCCUCUCUUUGCCUGGCAUUUUCACCCUUUCCUAAACACUUUCCCAAAGCACCUCUUGCCCUGCUGGGGGGCUGUUGGUGGCGGUUGGAACCAGCCAUGACCCAGCAGCGCGGGGAUGUGCUGGCCACCUCCCACCGAGCUCCCCACAGCUCCUGCUGCCAGCAUCCGGAUGUGUGUGGGUGGUAAAGGGAGGAGAUAACCAUACAGGGGGUUAUGGCAUGGCCUGGGGUGGCAUGGCAUAACAUGGCCAUGAGGGAAGAGCAGCCAUGCCGGCAGGUGUGGAGGCCAUGGGCCCAAGGGAGGAAGCUGGAUGACCCUCUCCCAACAGCAACACAGGGCUUGUGAGGGUUGUGGGGAAAGGCCUGGCUGAGGCAGCCCGCCUGAGCUAGGGUGUUAUGGAAAACAAGAAAAGAGUUAAGCCAUGUCUCUGGCUUUGGGCUUGAAACAGCACUGGUUGGGAGGAAGCAGCCUCUUUUGCUGCCAUGAGGCCUCUCAGUGGUGGGGUUGUGGACAAAACUUGCUGGUGCCAAGCUGGUCUGGAGGCAGGAUUCACAGCUCCUGCCCUGGGGAGAAAGGUGUUUUGUUCUCCCCUGGUGUCACACAAGACUUUUGUGACCUCCUCUUAUCAAUAUCUCUACAAAUGAUUUUGUAGUGAUCUUGUCAGAGCACCUUUUUUUUUUUUUAAUUUAUUUAUUAUUAUUUUUUUUCUUUCCACUGAACACCUCACCUGUAAUUACAUUUAAAUAAUGAAACCACAGAGCCCCAAGAAACUAUUUACAAAAGGGGUAAGGACAUUACACACUCAUUUUUAAUGCUUUUAAAUCCAGUCUCUCCUUUCCAGCUGCCUCUUUCCUGCUAGCUGCAGGAUACAGAUGCACUCAGGUGCAUGGGAAGUACCAGCAGAGGCAGUAUUCAGUCUGCUUAUCUGAUGCUGUUCUGAAAAACUACCAGCAGCAAUCUGUUUCCAAUCAGUUGCAAAUUUUUUAUUGCCAUUUAAUGGUGGAGGGAAUUUGCACGGAGGAAAGUUGACAGUGAAAUGAAUAAUUCAGUCUCCCUGCAGAAUAAAGCCUGUCCAGUGUUGGCCUGGCCACUGAGAUACUUGCAUAAUACUCUUAUCUUUUGGGUGAUGAAACAGAAACCUGUUUAUAUAUCAGCCAAUAAGUUUAUAUUGCAGAUCUCAGUGGCACAGAAGGAAGGUGCAGUGGUUUUGGCUGGGAUUGUUAAUUUUCUCCAUAGCAUCCUGUAUGGUGCUGUGUUUUAGAUUUGGAACCAAAAUUGCUGAUAACACAUCAAUGUUUCAGCUCUUGCUGAGCAGUGCUUGCACAGAGCCAAAGGCUUUUCAGUUUCUUAUGCUGCCCUGCCAGCAAGGAGGCUAGGUGUGUGCAAGGAGCUGGGAUGGAGCAGGGCUGACCCUAACUGACCAAAGAGAUGCCCCAUAUUACAUGACAUCAUGGUCAGCAAUAAAACUGGGGGUAAAGGAGAAAAGGGGGGAUGUUUAGAGUGAUGGCAUUUGUCUUCCCAAGAAACUGUUAAGCAUGAUAAGCUCUGCUCUCCUGGAAGUGUCUGAACAUUGAAUGAAUUCCUUGCUUUGACUUGCUUGCAUGUGCCACUUCUGAUUUACCUAUUCAGCUGUCUUUCCUUCCUCCACCCCCCCCAUACCACUUCUGGGGGAGUUGGUUCUUCUCCCUUCCCCUCCCUUUCCCUCACCUCCCCUCUCCUCCUUUCUACUCUCCACUCCCCUCCUCUCCCCUCUGCUCUCCUCUCCUCUCCUUGAAAUAAUAGGGACAUUUGCAUCACAUCUCCCAAUACAUAUUUGCAGUCGCAUACUCAGAGAAGGGAAGAUUUGGCUCUGUAGGAACCACUGGGAGUUUUGCCCCUGGUAUCAAUCCCUCUAAAUGUCACCAAAAGCUUUAAUGUAUGUGUAUACCCUCACUCAUAGCCUAACAUAGUACCAAACUAUUCUGAGUAGAUUUCAGGCUGCUAGUUAUUAUCUGACAUGAUAAAAACAAACAAACUAACUAACUAAAAAAAAAAAAACAACACACAAGCCUGAUAAUGAACACAAAGUUCAAAAGUUCAUAUAUGUAUAAGUAUUAGGAGGACACCAAACUGAAGAAUAUGAGAUAUUAAACAUAACCUGGUUUAAUAAUACAUUUUGUGUUUGUAGAGAUAUUAAUUCCUCUUUUCUGCGUUAUAUGGAAAGAUCAGAAGAAUAAUGAAAAAUAUGUAGGAAAAUAAAACAGGUGGUAGUUUUUUAUCUGUUUCUUAUUGUUGCAGGAGUACCUUGGAGGUUUAGAUUUUUCUUUUCCCUUGAGGGAUUUCUGUUUUAUUUUUCAGGGCAAGGAAGACAGUCUGGGAAACAAAACAAGUGCAUGUGUAGUAUCAUUUAAAUCACCUAGCUAAGGUCUGCUGCUAGAAUGUGUUGUGUUUUUUUUUUGUUUUGUUUUGGUUGGUUGGUUGUUUUUGUUUGUUUUUUGGUUUUAAAAAUGUUUGGAGGGAAAGAAAAGAAAAUAGUAAAUAAUAAAUAUACUUGCCCUCAGACUGGGUUGUGAAAUGCCUCCUAGAAUGGAUGGAUGCAGCUGAUGAAGUUAAAAGGAUGUUCUGAACUAUUUGUCUAAGCACACAGAAGAAUUUAUAAGACUUGACAGCUUUGGAUGUUCUUUAGGUUUUAAUAGCAUUCUAGGGAAGAGCAGUGAAAGCCAUCGAUGAUUGUGGCAUGCUGGCAAUUGGCAUCUGGAGGUAACAGGAGGAGCCUGAAUUGUCUCCAUAAACAGUCAUGAAAGGCAGCAAGCUGAACCGUGAGGUUGUGAUGUCAGUGUAGCUAUUAGGGAGCAUAUGUAUUUGGUGAUUUUUGACUAUUGGAGAUGGAAACAGAAUCCAAACAUUUUGUCUAAAAGUUAUAUGGUAGAAUAUGACUUCACUGCAUCCUUGUUCUGAAACAAACAAACAAACAAAAAAAAAAAACAAAACAAAACAAAACAAAACAAAAAUUUUGUAAAAUGCAAUAGUUAUUACAGUUUUGUUAUUUAGUUAUUCUUUAAGAUAAAAAAGCUUAUACGUUUGUUCUGUGAAGACACAACAGAUGAAAGUAACACGAGGAUUCUUAUUCCCAUUUUUAUUGUUUCUCUAUUUACACUCUUUGUGAUAAGUACUACUUAAAAAACAUAAUUAAUGAGACAGGAAGUGUGAGGUUCUUUAAGACAGUUACCUGGCACUGUCUUCAGCCUGCUUCUCCGGGGAAUGUUAUUUUGAUUAUUUGUCUUCUGUUUCAGUCACUGUGGGGCUGACGUCAUACUCUCACUGUCAGAGGAAUUGUGCAGCAAGAAACCUGUGCUGUGACAGCCUCCUUCCCUGGUAAGCACAACAUAAAAUUCUGGAGAAGCUCCUUUCUUUCUUAUGGUCUACUCUGAACUGAUCAUAUCCCCUUCAGAACUGCAGUUUUUCAGAAGGUGAGUCUGGCAGAUCUCUUCUGCCUAUUGCAUGACCACCUGCAGGUGCACAUGGUUUUUAAAUUCUCUCUUAGGGUUCUGCUAAAGGAUCCCCCACUUCCACGUAUGGAGGAAAGGCUCUUGGACUGGAAGGGAAAAUUCAUGAUGAUUAGUUUUAUUUUACUGGGAGAGGGUGCGAUUUGCUCUGAGGGACUCUUGUCACAGAAUGGGCCACUCUGUCACCAUGGAGCAAUCUCUGUCACCACCAGAGCAAUCCCUUGCUGAGCUGCGAAAGAGACCUAUUUGUUCAUUUGAUCUACGUUUCCUUGCUGCCUUAAAGGCCAUCUUGUGAACACAAAUGCACAUUUUGGGGUAUGAGAGAAGGUGUACACAAGGUGGUAAGUGGCCUUUCCACUUCAUGGCAGCUCAGCCCACAACUGAUUCUGAGGAAGACUAAUUUAUUCUCAUCCUUAAUUAGGCUGUCACCAGAUUUCCUAUAGAGAUUUCAAGAUGCAUAUGAGAAUGUACCACAAACCUGACUACUGGUCUCAGCCCACCGACAUCUCUGAAGAACUCCUUUAUGAGGAAGAUGUGACCAUUGAAAUGUCUCAAUCUAGUCCAUGUGGGUAUAGGGUUGCACCCUCUUUUGCCCUGGUGAAGGUGAGGGACAUGGUUACAGAUCCAAGCCAGAGGUCCCCUGGAGUGAACAAAUGCAGCUUGAAAACAGCGUGCAUUCACUCUGGAAAGCCCUACAGAGAUACUAGCUGUAGGCUGCUGAAGUAUCUGGAAUGGUGGUCAUCACGUUUCACCAGCUGAAAUAUUUAGACAGUGCAAUCUGCAAGGAUCAUAAAUAGGAAUAUUAAAUUCUUGAAAGAGCAAUACAGGAAAAUAUUUCUCUUAUGAAAAUCAUAAACAAAUGCAGCUCCUUCCAAAUCCCAACAUCUUCUGAAACUGUUCUCUGAACAGAAACAUCUGUCACUUGGAUAAGACCAAGUCUCUUUUAAUAUAACACAGCCUCUGAUUUUUUUCCUCCCCUAAUCGCCUUUUAGCUUUGCUUUUGGCUGUGCCAAGGAUCUGUGUUGAAAUUGCCAUUUCUCAGCCAUAUGCUGCAGUCACAGCAGUAUUUUGAGUUGUGGCUGAUCACCCCCAGGAAGAUCUUGCUCUGUUAAAGAGAUUUUGGAGAGCAGAGUUUUUGGGGGAGGAACAGUGCAACUAGUGGCUUUCCUCUAAAGACAUCAGAGUUGAAAUCUGAAUGAAAAUGACUGGAGUUGAAUGCAUUGUCAAUGGUUUAUCACUACAGCCAGACACAGUAGACCAAAAGUUUACUCACAUUAGAUGGAUAAACAGUGCUUUAGGAAAAAAAAAAAAAAAAUCAUUUCCUCUGGUUUUGCAGACUUGAGAGUGGAUGUCUGAGUUUCACAGUCUCCCUCUUUUCCCCAUCCUUCCCCCCUGUCCGGACAUGUUCUGGAGGAAAAUGAGUCCUGUGGGUCUUACCAGUUUCUAAAUCUUGCACAGUUUCCUAGUCCCUUAGUGUCUUUCCUGGAGAUUAAAACUUAACACUUGAUAUUUACAAUUAUGUGGAGACAGAAAUGUGCUACAUUUUCUCUGCAGAAUAUACUCAAUGAGCACCUGUGAGGGUAUUUGAAGUAUGUUGUUUGGAAAGAGACACGGCCUUGUUCCUUUUCUGCCAAGAUUUUAGAAGUGGCAUCCGAUUUGGGAUAUUUGGCUCCAGAUAAAAGCUAGGACCUAGUUUACAAAGGGGUCAAAUAUUUACAACACCUAAAGACACUGGGAAAUUCUGCACACUUACAGUGGUAGGUGCUGAUGGCUGUCCUGCUCCUGCAGGACAAGCAGGCAAAGAUGAUGCUCGUGCAUACUGAUAAAGUGCUUUGACAAUGUUAUGUGCAUGGUUGAACAUAAGAGUAGAUGUAGGAGGAAAAUCCUUAUCAGGACUCCAGGCUGAGUGCAAACUAAGACCAGUGUUCACUUUCUGCGGAGUGGUGGCUUUCUCUCUUGUUUUAUUUGUGUGUCCCUAGCAAAUUUGCAGGGUAGCAGGCUCUCCCAUAAAGCAAAUGUUAGUUGCCUGUUAAUAGCUUUUCUUUUCUAAGCCUAUGAAGAUACCUGAGUACCAGGACUGAAACUUGCUCCAGAGCACCCUGUUGUGAAGAGUGUCACUGAAUAAGAUAAAGGGAAAACCUCUCUGAAACAGUUUGAAGGCUAUUCUUCUGCCUCUCAAAGAAAGUGUCACCUCCUGCUACUAUGAGCUCACUUCUUUCUCAUUGCUAAUCCUAUUUUAGCUGCGGAGAGGUAUUAAAGGCCUGGACUCCUCUCCUGCUUCCCACAGAGAGAUGCUGGCCCUUUGGUAAUGGUUAAGCAAAGAUCUCUGGAGCAGGGCUUGGGCAACAAUCCUAAUGCACAGGGUAACCUGGCAAAGACCCCUGUGCUAAUUGGCAGAGGCAAUGGGAGUGACUGGGCAGCACCAGGGGAAGGGUUAGAGGAACUCCAAAAAAAAGGUUAAAUACUUCUGGUGCUGCUCGUGUUAAUGCAGAGGCACUCGAGUUACAUACAUUGUACUAAGUUGUAAGCAAGUGGCUUCACAAGCUGAGUAAAAAGAAGUAGUUAACAUCCAUCCUGAACAGUUGUCACCACCGUUUCUGUGUGACAGGGAGGAGAAGGGUGGCAUUUGUAAGGCAGACUCACAGAACCCAUAGUCCUUGUGGGUGCUUUGUUAGCUGACUGAGUGAUGCACUUUUUUUCCAUUAAACCUAAAAAGUUAGGUAUUAUUACUAUUAUUAGCUAUUAUUAUUAUUACUAGGCUCUAUUUAUAAGCAAAAAUCUCUUGCAAAUCUAAUGGCUGAAAUAUAAAUGUCAAGAAGUUUUCUUCUAGUUAAUCGGCUGAAAGCUUCCAGAACCACCCUCCCCACUCCAAUCAGCCCACCCGCUAAUUUUUGGAGCAUUACAAAAAGAAUUGCAGCUAGAACAACAGUGUCACCUUCUGAAUAAUCAAAUGAGUGAUCACAUGGAAGCAAAUGGCAAGAAAAGCAACACUGGGCAGGAAACAUCUGCAGAAGGAAAUGUCUCUCCUGCCAAGGACUGCUCAAAAACCCAAAAAAGACUGCAACAAAUCGAGAGACAACUAAAAUUCUUAGCUUUUCAAAAUCCAGGACCUCAGGUAGCUGACUUCAAUCCUGAAACCAGAGAGCAGAAAAAAAAAGCGUGCAUUUCACAGAUGAACCAAGAUUUUUUUAAUAAGCCCAAAAUUAUGAAGAAGUAUGACAAACAUGGCCGGCUGCUUUGUAAUAACAUCGAUUUGUGUGACUGCCUGGAAAAGAACUGCCUGGGUUGCUUCUAUCCUUGCCCCAAAUGCAAUUCAAAUAAAUGUGGACCAGAAUGUCGCUGCAACAGGAAAUGGGUUUAUGAUACAAUUGAGACUGAAGCUGGGAAUGUGAUCAGUGCUUUCCCAUUUUUUAUCAAUGACUGAUUUUGGGCUGACAGCUUUGGUGCCUGAGCAAAGUUCUAAUUUCUUCACAUUUUGUUAAAGUAUAUCUUGACUUUGUGAAUUGUCUCUAGUGAAAUAUCUGGCAGUGGUGCUUGUGCUUCUUUAUUGCUGCCUACCUAGCAUACUUGAACCUUUCACAUUAAAUAAAAACAUGCAUUUCAUUCUUCCAUAGCCAUGUGAGCUUUUCUGAGGCACCUAGUGAGUUCUUUCUGAAUCCUGACUUUCUUAAAAUAAAGGUGUAUGGACUGCUGUGGACAGACGAUUUUCUUACCCUGGGGAGCGGAACCACAUUUCUUGUAACCUUUUUUUUUUUUUUUUUCCAAUCUCUCCACUUGUGCAUUUACUCAGACAUGUGACACAUUCUUUUGUGAACACUUACCCAGGUGCCUUUCCCUUCUGAUGCAUUCAUGUGUUGUAUAGAUUAAGUGGGAGUUAUUUGAGCUAACACUGUCUUCUAAAACUAGGUCACCACCUUCUGUGUCACCCAGUAUAUAAAGAGGAGGAGAGUGGAAACUACUUGUCAGCUCUUUCUUGUUGUGUCCAGGCUACAAGACAUUUUUUUCCCCGGCAUUUUUUUCCCAUCAUCAGCAUAUGGUGCACUCUCCUCGACCAGUCAUUAAUUAUAGCCCACACUGGAAAUAAAGGGAUUAGAUAUUUUUGCCUCUGGGCAGAAAAAGUCUCUUCAGUUCCAGAAGUCUUCUUCUUUCUAAAAGACAUUACAGAUUUCAAAUACCACAACAGACACCCUGUCUUUUUAGGAGGUAGCUAUUUUCAUUCAUAAUGGGCACUCAGGGUCUCCUCUUACACCAUUUUUAAGGAGUGAGGAUCCUAAAUCAUGCAGGCUGUCCCAGACCAUCUCAAAUUGCAUACUGCUAAGUGGGGGAAUCAUCCUCUGGGCCCACUGCUUGUUUUUCCUGAAGUGGCUCUCUGAAUUUUGAAAUUGGUAACAUUUUUCUUCCCUACAUGAGACUGUUGCCUGUGGACAGAGGCCCCCUGCUCCAAGGUACAGGUAUCUCCCUGUAGGAGAAAAUUCCUAGAACAGACCCCAAAAAUACCUUAACAUCAGAGCCUACUUCUGAGUUGAUACCUCAGAAUGAUUUUUUGUCCCUUGCAGAUAAUGACACUUUAAUACUUAAGCUUGUAGCAUAAAAAGACACAGUACCAAGAAACUUAAUAGUUAUAUCUGCUAUGGUGGUUAAAAUGCUCUAUAUUUGGCUCUCAAAUCUGAUCCUGUUACCUCAGAUACCUCCCUGGUCCCAAAGUAUCCUUUGACCUGUACUAGGAGUCCAAGAAGUCCACGACUACCUCUGAACCAUAUUCUUUUAUGGAGGGUGGAAGUCUUACCAAUAUACUCAGGUUUGUCAAUGGUUUCUUGUUCCAGGCAUGCCACAAACUCCUUCUGAACUUGACAGAAGAAGCAGCUGUUGAAGAACAUGAAGAUGGCAGGAAGAUGUCAGACUUUCUUUAAAAUAAUUUGGACAGAUUUGAGCGAGCUCUUCUUUCCACUUAGAGGCAAAAAAAAAUAAAUAAAAAUGUUUCUCAAGUGAA